GGCAAGACAGCAACGAUCCAGACCAAAGGAGAUUUCGGGCACGACCAGAUGAGGACAGAUCACGUGAAGCCAGAAGACCAGCAGCAGUCAGAGAAAGCAAAAGAGACGGCCAAACCUAACGCAAAGAACAAGGACAAGACAUCGGACAUGGAUAAGAAGAAGAGCAAGGACGUUCACCCAGAAGGUGUCACGGAUAAGGGCAAGCAGAAUGAGAAGGAGAAAAAGAAGAAGGAGGAGGAGGAGGACAAGCAGGAGAUGGGGCGCAACAAGGCGAAGAAAGUGGAUACGAAAGACAUGGAGAAGAAGAAGAAGAAGGAUGACAAGCAAGAGACGGGGUGCAACGAGGCGAAGAAAGUGGAGACAAAAGACAGGGAGAAAAUGCAUAAGGAGGAGGCGAAGGACAAGCAUAAAAGAAAGGAUGGGACAAAGGACAAGGAACAUGUAAAUGACGAGAUGAAGGAGAAGGACAAGAAAAAGGAGGCGACGAAAGAGAAAAAGAAGAAGGAAGAGGCAAAAGAGAAAAAGCAGGAGACAUCGGACAAGAAGGAAUCAAAGCAAGCCAAGGAGAAGACAGACAAACAGCGCGAGAAAGAGAAGAAGAAACAGGAUGGUGAGACCCCCAAGGAUAAGGACCAGCAGAGUGAGCAUGCCGAGGACACAGGCGCCAAAAAACGAAAGAAGGAUGCAACUACAUAA
Messenger RNA from Symbiodinium sp. CCMP2456, 696 nucleotides. Lineage: Eukaryota; Dinophyceae; Suessiales; Symbiodiniaceae. The record is from the annotation of a GenBank genome assembly.